UGCAUCCAAUGAGGGUCCUGCCUCGCCAUCAACAGGACCCUCCCCGGCCGGCGCAAAGACGUGACGGCCUUGAGGGGCAAACUGUCGUGCUUCGCUGAGCAGUCCCUCCCACUCGCCUCGCCAGAACCGAAGAAGACAGGUGCCCCACUUACGAGCGCCACCACCCUGUGUGCCGAGCGCUACCACCCUGUGUGCCGCCGCGGUUCAUGGGGAAGAGCAGCAGGACGGGGAUAUAGAGCAGCACCAGACAGGCAUUGUUGGAGUCGCCCGCCAUCGUCGACGCAAACAACCGCUUCACAGCCUCUACGACCUCCCGCAGGGCGAGCCGUGCACACUGCGGGAGCCGCUCGAUGGAGCGGAUGGCUUGUUGGAAGUCCGCAAAGUGAUCGGCCUCAGACCGGCCAGUCAAAAACUCCACCCCUGGGGCCGGCAGGGUUCGAUGCGAUUGGUGCCAAUGGCCGUCAACGGAGCUCGUGGGGGGCGGGGGGGAGAAGGAGGGCCUCCAGGCGGCCCACCGGGAGGGCCCUGCCCACCAGGCGGGCCCGGUCCUCCUGCCGGCGGUCGGCGAAGGAACCACCGUUGGGAUGCCCGACCGCCCCCUGACAGCGGCCGACCGGCGCGUCGCUCUCCUGGCUGUUGACGGCUGGCACCCCCUGCGCCCUGGGCAGCCUCGCCCGCCUCCUGGGGGCCAUCUUGCUCACGGCGCCGCUGGUCUGCGUCUUCGCAACGGCACCGUCCGUCAGUCUCACAUUGUCGCCGCUCCUCGGUCUCACGUUGCCGUUGCUCCUCGGUCUCACAUUGCCGGCGCGCUUCGGUCUCACGUCGUCGUUGCUCCUCGUUCUCACGUUGUCGCCGCGCCUCCUCACCGCAGCGCCCAUGACAAAAACUCCCGCAGCUCAGACAAGGGUUGUCCCCUC
This is a messenger RNA of Vitrella brassicaformis, 917 nucleotides long. NCBI's taxonomy places the organism in Eukaryota, Vitrellaceae. The record is from the annotation of a GenBank genome assembly.